AUGGCGAGUCCGGACGAGGUUCGAUGGAUUCACCGACGCCCUCAAGAUCGUCUCGGCGAGUACUUCACCCGGCAACGAAGAGACGGCUCCUUGCAGCACAUUCACAGCGAUCGCGCGCGAAGACUGUCAGAGACGUUCGAGCGCCUAUCGCAGAUGUACGCACGAAUCAAUGAAUCCGGCAUGGAACUUGGCAGGCAUGGUUACUAUACGACACAUGAAUCCGAAGGAAGCGAGGACGUGUACCAGCCAGAAGCUCGCAACGAAGACAUUGAUGGGAAAGAGAUGCCGAGAUCGCAAGGACACUUGAGAGAAUCGAAGCAGGUCAGAGCUGCAGCGAGUGGAACGUCAGGUCUCUUCUCGAUGCGAGGAGAUGUGAGUAGCGGGAUGUACACGGGAGGAGGAAGAUACCGAUCGAUCCGCGACCUCGUCUCCCAGCUCUGGUUUGACGACAUGGACGAGGCGACGAGUGGAGCAGAAGGCUUGUGCGACCUGUGCGUCCCUUCAAACCCGCAGGCAGCUGUCAACCGAGAAGUUAUCGGAGCGACUCCCACCUUCUUCGAGGGAUGUGAGCGGCUCAUUCGCAGUGGAAGCCCCAACGCGAUCUAUCACGCGUGCGAGGCUCUGAGUCAAGUCGCCUUCAACAACUCUCGUAACGCGCUGAGGAUCAUGGAGUGUAGGAGCCCCAGCUUGCUCUCAGCUCUCGCCCACCUCCUGGAGUUCAUCGAGGUCAAAUUCAAGCAGCAUGACAACUUGGCUCCUUCAGGUCCGAUGCAGAACCAGGAAGACGAUUUAAAGAGACGAUUUCUUGCUUUCAACGCCCUCAGUUACGAGUCAAAGUGCGAUCUGCAGAUCGCCAUUCUGCGAACGCUGAACAACUGUGCUUGGGUCAGCUCUCGAGCAUGCAACGACAUCGUGAGCUACGAUGAGCUCAUGAGCAGCAUCGAGCUCACCCUGAUGAACGAGAUGCAUGACUCAGCUGGGGCCUCGCUGGAAACCUUCUCACAGACUCGUGUGGCCGUGAUAGAUUCUAUCAUCGGUCUUUUCAUUCUCUUCACCUCCAACAGGCGGAGCAGAGAGGUGCUGAGGAGGAGGAGAGUACUAGAAGACCUCUUGCUGCCCCUGAUCCAGCAAUCAGAAGAUAUCAAACAUCCAUCAGAACAGGUCUCCUGUACCAUUGCCAGCAUCUUUGAGAUCGUCGUCAAGCUGAUUCCAGAAGAACAGCAAUUCCCAUUCUUACCUGACAUCUCAACCUUGAAAACAAUCGUGUGGACUUUGCAAUGUGCUCUCGAUGGGAUUAUAUGGGCAGGAAUCACCUGGUCGCCGCUCAGUCGUCUUCAGACUCUCAGCAGGCUGGCAGAGGUGGACGAGAUCAAGAUCCCCCUUGUCGAACUUCACCUCCCCGACCUGCUCGUCAGGGUGCUCGAACAGUGGUCGAGAGAGCAAGGAGAGAUGCUUCUCGAGCACUGCCUGCACACGUUGCUGUGCCUGAUGACCGUGCAAGAGGUCAGGUUCCAGCUGUACAUGACGGGCGUGUGGUCCCCCCUCAGAAACAUCGUCCUAGGGGAGGAGGGCGUCGCCGAGUCGGCUCGUGAGAAGGCGAUGCUGUGCUCGUGGUUGCUGUUCGAGUGGCAGGUGGAGAAGCUGGAGGUGUUGGACAGGAGCAGCAAGACUUUGAUCGAGAAGCUGGAGGAGUGUGAGCAGAACUACAUGGCGUUGGAGAGAGAUUAUUCACACUGCAAGAAUGAGCUCCUGCAGGACAUUCAGCGUCUGCAAGUUGAGGCUGGUGGCUUGAGAGAUCAGCUGAAUCACACCCAGUCGGAUCUGAUGAGCUACAAGAACAUCUUGGAGAAUGAGAGAAGCCAGAACCUGCUGGACCGCGAGGCAGCGAAUUCAAUGAUAUCCUCUCUCAAACGGAACUUGAUGGAGAGAGAUGAAAGAUUGCUGAAGCACGAGCAAGAAAUCAGUGAGAAAGAUGUUGAGAUUAAUUACUGGAAGAAGCAAGCAGAGGCAGCGACACUGGAAUGCAGAUCAGUGUACGAAGAUUAUCUGUUUGCACUUCGACAGCGAGAUUUGAGCAUUGAGGACAAAAACAAGGCUCUUGAGCUAGCAGAAGUGCGAUAUCAUGAGAUGAUCCUGCAGCAGCGAAUGAGAGAAGAGAGUGAAAUCAAGCAUGAUGCACAGAUGGUUCCAAGAAAGGAUAGUGACUCAGAUUCGCAUCAUGAAAAUCAUCUAAAGAGUGGUUUAGAAGCCUUGAUACAGCAAUUAUCUCUUCUUGAAACAGAUCUGACAUAUAUUGACUUCACAAGUCAAGAAGAAAUCAAUUUGAAAUUCGCAGAAAGGAUUUCAUCAGGAACGCAAACAACUCUCAUAAAAAAAGAGGUGCAAAACAAAUUAGUUGCCCUGGGCAAAACAUGCAACGUGAAAAGAUGGAAGAAGCUUGAACGCGAUUGUUAUGCUCUUUGGUUGUCUCUUGAGAAUUGUCAAUGCGGCAGCGAGUUAAAAACCCCACACGUGAGAAGCUUGUAUCUUCCACCACAAGACCUCUCCAUCAAGCAAUCGCUCUUCUAUCACAGCUCAAGGGGGGAGGACAAGAUGUUGUCAUAUGGUUCUGAUACCCCGAGAGAUCUUUUACAGAGCCGGCCGUUUAGCAACGAGACUUUGAAGCGGAACCUGCUUCUUCGCUUGCAGUCUGCACGUGAGAAAGCUGUUUCAAUGCACGAGAAGCAAUGGAAACGUUUCUUGCUGCAAGGAGAAGAAAUUCCUCGAAUACGUGCUGAUGAGAGAAGGGCAAAAACGGUUGUUGAGAAGAAGCAAUUCAAUCUUGUGUGAAGCUCAUUGCAUUCUACCACUGACUGACUUCAUC
Molecule: messenger RNA, 2863 nt
Organism: Guillardia theta CCMP2712
Lineage: Eukaryota; Cryptophyceae; Pyrenomonadales; Geminigeraceae
Exons: 8
Coding region: 1-2829 (942 amino acids)
Source: RefSeq, a predicted model, not a curated record